This is a messenger RNA of Glycine soja, 496 nucleotides long. Its product is annotated as dolichyl-diphosphooligosaccharide--protein glycosyltransferase subunit 4A. Bases 85 to 198 code for a protein of 37 amino acids. The transcript is spliced from 2 exons. NCBI's taxonomy places the organism in Eukaryota, Viridiplantae, Streptophyta, Magnoliopsida, Fabales, Fabaceae. The record is from RefSeq and is a predicted model, not a curated record.
ACUGUGGGGGAAGACCGCAACGAGACCUAGGAAGCACGACGACAACAACACUCGUCCUCACACCGACUGCCACCGCGUCCAAAGAUGAUUGAUGAUCAAGAUCUGGGUUUCUUUGCCAAUUUUCUUGGCGUCUUCAUCUUUGUACUGGUCAUAGCGUAUCAUUUUGUCAUGGCUGACCCAAAGUUCGAAGGAAACUAGGAAUGUAGACUGAGGUGCUUUGCAAAUGGAAAUGAAUUUGAUGCAAUCAAGAACUGUAGUUUGGGAAUGUGAACGUUAAGCUUACUAAAACUUUCAUAAACAUCAAAGGAGCAUAACAUUUCAAUUUUCGCUAUACUUAUGCGUGCUCCCUUAAGUUAUGUUUUGCAGUUAAGGAACUUUCGUUGAUAGACUAAUGAAAACACUGAAUUUGCUUUAAGAUUAGAGGAUUUUGCAUGAUGAUGUCCUACGUGCAAGCAUGACAUAGCAAUAUAGUAUAGUUUGGUAUCUUCCUUAUUGA